UACCGAAACCUGUUCAGAUUACAAGGAGGGAUUACAAAAAAAUUCAGAUUCCCUCUUAAACAUUUUAGAGGGAAAUUUGAACUAAAAUUUGCCCUAAAUUUCAGAAUUUGCAGCACCCCUAUAAAUACAUUAACAAGGCUGCAUUUAACACAACCUCCACCAACCUCCCAAAAAAACAAAAAACCCAAACAUUUUACAUUACCAUUUCCCUCAGAAAAGCUUCAUCAUUGGGAUGGAGGAGGGGUCAAGACAGAGUCUACACUUAAGCAGCAGUAGGAAGAACUUGGUGGUGCAAUUCCUCCUUAAGCAUAGCACUGAUGGAGUGCUCAUAAAAGGGGCAGUGACGGAGGCGGCAGAGGAGUUUGGCAUCAGUAGAAAGACUGUUUACAGGAUGUGGAAGGCAGCAAAAGAGCAGAUGCAAAGGGGGGAACCUGCACACAUGGAAGGCAAAGUUAAAGGAUAUCAACAUUCAGACAAGUUCGACCUAGAUGAAGAAAAGACAGGUACUACCUCUUGCCGGAUGAAGAUGAGCCAUAUAGGGCAUGCAAGUCAAAGAGGUUUAUCACCAAAGUGAUGUUCAUGUGUGCAGUAUGUAGACCAGUAUUUGGCCCGGAUGGCCAGACCAAAUUUGAUGGAAAGUUGGGUAUUU
Salvia hispanica is the source of this 649-nucleotide messenger RNA. Lineage: Eukaryota; Viridiplantae; Streptophyta; Magnoliopsida; Lamiales; Lamiaceae. The record is from RefSeq and is a predicted model, not a curated record.